Messenger RNA from Cladocopium goreaui, 879 nucleotides. The record is from the annotation of a GenBank genome assembly. NCBI's taxonomy places the organism in Eukaryota, Dinophyceae, Suessiales, Symbiodiniaceae.
AUGGAGUGCGAGUUUGAGGGAGGUAAGUUUGAUGAUUUUAUCAUCCAGGAUCCCUAUCUGUUUCCUGCUGCACAUGGUGGAAGGCUGGUGGGACUUUGGUGCAACGGUGGGCUUUGCGGGCUUCUUGCUGUUCUGAUUUGGCUUCCUUGGUUUCGCCCGAAAAUGAAGGAUCGCUUGAAAAUAAAGCUGUGCUCUUGGUACGCAUUCUUGACUAGCUGUGGCAAUUCAUUGGAAGCACUGGCAACAUGCGUUCUUUCCGAGAACGAUGGUUUUGCAUUGAUGUUGAUCGCGCGCAUGGUCACCAUCACAUCGUUGGGUCCGCUCCUUGCUUUAGCCAAUGGAUUGGGGGAGGCGAUUUGGCCAUCAAAGCGUUGGCAAGAUGUGUGGAUCGUGAGCAUCCUAUUCCUACUGGGAUCAUUGGCAGGAUUUCUCACCCUUUCCCUGAUGCUUCGCGACUUUGGCGUGCUGGCUUUGGGUUGCACCAUGGCCCUUGGAUUUUUCUAUACCGGUGCUGUAUGGUUGCUGACGUUGCUGGCAAUAAGGGAACGGCAGCCAAUCGCCUACACCGGGGUGAUUGCUGUGAUCCUUCUGGCCGGGUCCUACAUCUUCUUAGGCCUCACGGAUCUCACAUGUGGUCCUCCUGGACAUGUGGACUGCUACGUACACUGUUUCUUGGGCCAAGGCGGAACUCACUACAUACUCUGGAUGGCGGUGGUGCUUGGAGCGAACGGUUUUCUUUGGAUGCACUUUUAUGACGAUCAACCGAGGGGGGCGCAGAUCCAAUGGCCCAAGAUCUUGACGUUUCGAAUGUUCCACCCCGCAGCGACCGAUGCAGCGACCGUGUCCGUGCCCGAGCCAAGUGCGGCGACCGAUGCUUGA